UGUCCACUUGCCAACACACUUGUUACGUGCCACAGCUGACUUGGAAAUUCCCUCUCCCCUCUCUGUCAGUCCCAGGCAGUUCUUCACGGCAGUGUUGUGCAAUUAUUGUUUCCUGCCUUCUCCGUGUUCUUGUCGUUUCAACACAACUUCGGUGACAGUGACAGACCAUGCCGCUAGUUCUCUAUUACUUGGCGCCCAGCCCACCCGCCCGCACAGUCAACCUGAUCGUACAUGCACUCGACUUGCCGGUCGAGUAUAAAACUGUUGAUUUGUUUAAAAAAGAACAUUUAGCACCAGAAUUUCUCAAGUUGAAUCCUCUCCACACGGUUCCUGUGAUUGAUGACGAUGGCUUCAUUUUGUGGGAGAGUCGAGCCAUUAUAACAUAUCUGGUGUCGAAGUACGGAAAGGAUGAUUCACUCUACCCGAAGGAUCUGCAGAAGAGAGCAAUCGUUGAUCAAAGACUGCAUUUCAGUAACGAUGUCUUCUACGUCAUAAGGCAGCUAACGGGAGGGAUAGCUCUUAGGAAGGAAGCGCCGACGCCUGAGCUGAUAGAAAAAGUGAAAGUUGUCCAAGAAAACAGUGAAAAGCUUCUCACUGGAAACAAAUUCAUGGCAGGUGACACUCUGACUGUUGCCGACUACAGCUUCAUCACGCUUGUCGAUCUGGUUGAGGUUUACUGUCCUCCAGAUGGCAAGUUUCCUUUGACAAAGGAAUGGGUCAGUCGGUGCCAGUCGUCCAUGAAGGACUUUGAAAAAGCAAACAAAGAAGGUUCUGAAAUAAUAGUGAAUGUAGUACAGAAUUUCAUUAGCAAAACAUGAGGUUCCUGCAACUGCAGCAAAUUCUAAGCUACAUACUUCAACCGAAAUGCACAUACUCUUACCAAUUUAUAUGCUACUCAAUUAAUAGGUGUUAAAUACAUAUAUGUAUGUUUGUUAUGUAUGUAUGAAUUUUGUUUAUAAAAUAAAUAAAGUUUGCAUAAAG
This is a messenger RNA of Homalodisca vitripennis (glassy-winged sharpshooter), 981 nucleotides long. Its product is annotated as glutathione S-transferase 1-like. Gene Ontology annotation, molecular function: glutathione transferase activity. The record is from RefSeq and is a predicted model, not a curated record. Gene Ontology annotation, biological process: glutathione metabolic process. The transcript is spliced from 6 exons. NCBI's taxonomy places the organism in Eukaryota, Metazoa, Arthropoda, Insecta, Hemiptera, Cicadellidae. The coding region runs from base 168 to 818 and encodes 216 amino acids.